AUGCUGGAGAUCCCCGCUGCUUUCAUUGGCGAGUUUGACGCCCUUGACGGGCCGAAGGUGACGUACGCUUUUGAGUACUUUGAUUUCAACCGCGUUGCCAAGAAUAGUUCUAUUGUACGCCAGCUGCUGUGCUUCAUUGAAGGAAAGACGCUUCUGGGUAAGCAUGUCGCGAGUGGUCUGCUGCAUCAUGAGUGCCAAGACUACCUCAACUAUGUAGCAGCUCACGUACUCACGUCAAAUGAAAGUCGAGAGGAGCGCCUGCUGUACCAAGAAAGUGGGUGCCCGUGCGUCGGCAGCUUUCUUUUCAGUAUACCGGACAUCGUGGCGCGCGGGGAGAAGCGCCGGUUUUGUCUUAUAUUUCUGCAUCCUUCGUAUCACGAGCUAGUGGCGCGAUGGGAUUACCUUAGUUGCUUUACCGAGGUGCUGUUGAGGCGGUGGACGCAGCGCGCUACUGCUCGAUAUCAGCAGGAGUAUGCUACCGUGGCAAACUUGGAGCAGCUACGUGAGGAGUCGCGCCGGAAGCCGCUCCGCUCGCUCACAGAGCUCCUUUCCCUUCCCGACCCAGGCUCAGAUAGUGCGUUGACGUCUGCUGCAGCACAGGAACUUGUGAUGGAGAAUAUGCAUUGCCAAUUCGAAGUUGUUCUUCCCCAAGCACUGUCGGAACCCAUUCCUUUGUCGAGUCACGAUAAGGAGGCUGCGCAGCGUGACGCUGAGCGGAUCUUGGAAGACCGACUGCCGUUUGCUCAGUCCUGUAUUGACCGGGUGAAUACAGACGCCGCACAUCUAUGCAACGGUGACAUUCUAAUGCUGCAAUUCGUGAAGCAGUUGGUUUUCGUCGACGCGGAAAUAGUGGUGAAGCCGCUACCACUGUGGCUUCUUCAGUUUUUCUCUGACACUGCUGUCGAGAGCGCGCCAGAGGCUGCGGUACACAUCCUUUUGCGUGCUCUUUUCAGCGGCAACCAGAUUCUCAUCACCGGGGAGGAUGCUCGAGAUUGUGCCAGUCUUGCAAUGACGUUGGCAUACACACUUCCUCCAACUCUGGUGAAGAUGCACCUCGGCUCGGAGACUUAUCGUAUGCCAUACGAAAGCCGACUCUUGACUUUUUCGCAACACGCACUCUCCAAGUACCUUUUCGUACCAUCUCCCACUGCUGCUUUGGAGCACAGCUCACCACAUAUUAUAAAGCUCUUCGACAUGGAGGCGGACGGAAUUGUACACGUGCGCGUGGACAACCAGCGUAUUAGCUCCAUUCAGGAUUGUGACCAGCUGCGCCGUGCUGCUCAGCGAAGUGAGCGGCAAGCAGAGGAAAACGAGACAACCGUCGAGCUCACCACUCUGGAAAACCGAAUACUCACCCUUCUCCAGCCGUACACUGCAUACUCGCGCGAGCAAAGCAGCAUCAGUGUAUCGGCACUCCAGCUCCUCACUACCCAGAUGCAUCAACUGGUGAGCGAGUAUGUGUUACGUGGGCGUGUUUACGGGCAGCUCUUCUCGAAACAGGAGGUAGAGGAGAACAGUAUGCCACUGACCCCAGAAUCUAGCGCACCACAAGCGUCACUGGCAAAGUCGCCGCUGCGUGCGAGUGCCUCGUCGCUGAUGGGACAGCGUCACUUUUUCACCGGUUCCGGCUGGCGCAGCUCCCUCUACAGCGGCGUGCCGCAGUCUGCGUUGUCCUCAGCUUCCAGCGGUGAGGCGGCCGCAGCCGAGCGACAAUCACUCGCCAGUUCUUCUAUCACAAAGCGCGCCCACCUCUCCCCUGUGUAUGGCAAGCAGUUUCAGCAGCAGCACUACGUCUUCUCCAGUUUUGCUCCCGAAGACCACGCGAUACUCGUUUUUUUGGGAAGUGCGUGA
This is a messenger RNA of Leishmania braziliensis MHOM/BR/75/M2904, 1851 nucleotides long. RefSeq lists its product as hypothetical. The coding region runs from base 1 to 1851 and encodes 616 amino acids. The record is from RefSeq and is a predicted model, not a curated record. Gene Ontology annotation, molecular function: GTPase activator activity. Lineage: Eukaryota; Euglenozoa; Kinetoplastea; Trypanosomatida; Trypanosomatidae. The transcript has a single exon. Gene Ontology annotation, cellular component: cytosol. Gene Ontology annotation, biological process: positive regulation of GTPase activity; positive regulation of TORC1 signaling.